Messenger RNA from Amborella trichopoda, 5129 nucleotides. Its product is annotated as protein STICHEL. Gene Ontology annotation, molecular function: ATP binding; DNA clamp loader activity; DNA binding. Gene Ontology annotation, biological process: DNA repair; DNA-templated DNA replication. Gene Ontology annotation, cellular component: DNA replication factor C complex; DNA polymerase III complex. The record is from RefSeq and is a predicted model, not a curated record. NCBI's taxonomy places the organism in Eukaryota, Viridiplantae, Streptophyta, Magnoliopsida, Amborellales, Amborellaceae.
CUCUACAUAGUAUACUAGGGCCACCAUGACCAGUCUCCCUCUCUAAUGGCUCUGAAAAGAUCCAUUUCUCCCAGACUUUCUGCAACUGUAAGUUUUCUUUCCCUCCUCUUUCUUUCUCAUUCAAAUUCAAUUUCGAAACACUAAAGCUCAUCUCCUUUCUCUCUACUGUAGCACACAGUGCAUUCCAUAAAAAACUUGCAUCUUCUUUUGCCUGUAAAUUCAUGAGGUUGAUGGGAACCAAUGGAUCUGCUUGAGCUUUCCAGUGGUAGUUUUGUUUUCAUGUUCAUAAUGCUCCAUGGUAAGUUUUUAGUUUUUUUGGCGCAAUUUCUUUGGGCUGGUCAUCCAUGUCUUGUAGUUUGUGUAUGCUCUGAGUGGAAAAGGAGACUUAAUGGAUUUGGAGCUCAAGGCCCUAAUUUUGCACCUUAAACGGUUCUUCUGUGUAAAAUGAUGGUGGUUUUGGUUAUUUUUUUAGGUUUUUAAUUGAAGAUACACUUGAUUUUGGUUGUUUCAUUGAAUUGUGGGAUAUUUAUGGAGAUCUAUUUCUUUCAGAUGGCGUGAUCUGUGUUUGGGCUGCCUUGAAAUUCUCUGUCAAAGAAGAUGGGUAGGCUUUGACAGGCUGUUCUAUCUGCUUUCAAUUGAAAGCAGAUUGUAUUGACUCACCCACAUUCAUUUUUAUCUCAAAGUUCAACAUUAUGAAUGCUUUCAGGGAUCUUACUUGCCUAUUAAACGAGAUGCUGUCAUUAAGCAGUUCAUUUAUUAUUCUGGGGUGUUUGGAUUCUUGGGUUCAUAUGCGAUUCGCUGAUUCUUGAAUGCAUAUUUGUGAAUAAUUAUCUUGGAGUUGCGGAACUGCCAAAUCUGGAAACUAACAUUUUUACCAUUUGGAGUAUUGGGUUCUGUAAUUUUAAUAAAUUCUAUUAGUUGAGCUGUUUACUGUGAUUCGCAUGCCAAUUCAGCGCGAUUCGUGCGUUUCAGAAAUUCAUUUUCCAUUUUUAGCUUAUUUUUCUGCUAUUUUACGAUUUGUGGCACGGAAUUCAUAAAAUAUAGAUACAAUUCAAAACUUGGUUACUUGGGUUUUCUCAGUUUCUAAAGAAACCAGUACUUCAAAAGAUUGGGUUUCAAUAAGAGAAAUUAUGUUCUGCUUGUAAAGCAUAACACUAUGUUAGACACCAUGGAUAUGCCCAAGCUUCAUCUUAAAAAGGAGCUUUCUGCUCUAAGUAAGUCUCGGUUCCUGAAGGACCCUGCAACCUCUUCUUCAUGGAAAUCUCCAGCAAGUAAUCGCUCCGCUCCUAAUGCAAAGAGCCAUCAGGUGUAUGAAGGCCUACCCAAUGGAACAAAGAACUCCCACUCAUGUGAAUUUGAGUUUAACUGUUCAUCUAGGGUUGAUGGGGGCGGGAAAAGGGUUUAUCUUCACAAUUGGAGAUGCCAACCUGCUAGAGAAGGUGAAUUAUCUAUGGCUUCAUCUUAUUUGAGUGGGUUCAAUUCAGAUAAGGAUGGAAGUCUUGGUAUAGUUUCGGAGAGUCCCAGUUCUCUCAUAGAAGAUAUAUCCAAGAUAACCAUUAAGAAUCUCGGCGGCAAAACUUCAAAAAUGAAUAUGCAUGGGGAUUCGUUUUCUCUUCUUGAAAUGCAUUUAACCACUGGCUAUGUUGACCAAUUUGAUAACAUGGGUCCAUGUACUUCUGAGGAACUAGGGUUCUCCAUGGACACAUUGCUUCCAUAUUCCGGAUAUAAUUCACGUUGCGAAUCCCCCCUACUCUCGAGAUGGGAAAUUGGGUCCGAAGCCAGCAGUUUUAAUGGUGAAAAAUGGUCUCUUUCUUCCAGAAUAAUGAAAGGCAGUAGAAAUAGGAAUGACACUUGUACACCUACUUCUACUUGCUCUAAUAGUAGGACUGGUGACAUGAUCCUUAAUGCCAGUACUAUGGAGUCUUCUGAUGGGAUGGGUUUCUCAGAUGCUGAUGAAAUACAUGGCAUGGGUUUACCCCCUCAUGGAUGUGGGCUUCCUUGCUACUGGUCUAGGGGUCGAAAGCAUAGGAUUUGUAAGGGGUGUUUUUCUCCUUCUCUAUCAGAUACUCUGCGGAAAAGAGGCAGUGCCUUGUUUGGCAGAUGUGGCUCUGGGUCACGUAAAGAGAGAGCAGUAAGUGAACUUAAAUGUAAUGUAUCUUUACAUGAUGACCUGCCUUUGUUAACUGGUGGUUCAGAAAAUGAAUUUGCAGAACUUGAAUCAGAUGCUACGAGUAAAAUGGACAAAAGAAAAUGGUCUCCUUGUAAAAGGCAAGAAAGCCUGCAACAGGUUGUAUCACCAGGAUAUAGAGAUAAUGCACUUUAUGUUGAGAACAAUGUAACUUUGAGUCAGAAAUAUAGACCCAUAUCCUUCAACGAAAUAAUCGGGCAAAAUUUUGUGGUGCAAUCCCUUAUAAAUGCAGUUUUAAGAGAGAAGAUAGCACCUGUUUAUUUAUUUCAAGGUCCUCAUGGGAUUGGGAAAUCAAGUACUGCGAGGGUACUAGCAGCUGCUCUGAAUUGUUUGUUAGUGGAAGGUAUCAAACCAUGUGGGUCAUGUAGAGAAUGUGCUGAUUUUGCUUCUGGGAGAAUUGGGUAUUUGAGGGAAGUGAAUUCAGCUAACAAGAAUGACUUAGAUAAAGUUCGGAAUUUUUUGAGGAACCAGUCUCUUGGGUUACCUUUUCCAGGGUUCAGAGUUUUCGUUAUUGAUCAAUGUCACAUGCUGCCAUAUGCAUUGUGGGUGGCAUUUUUCAAGCGCAUAGAAGAUAAGCCAGUAAGGGUUGUCUUCAUAUUUAUAACUUCGGAGCCAGAUAAAUUGCCUCGAGCCAUUAUUUCACGAUGUCAGAAGUACGUUUUCCAGAAGAUGAAAGACACUGAUAUAGUGAACAGGUUGGAGAAGCUUGCAGUGGCAGAAAAUCUGGAAUUUGACUUAGAAGCACUGGAAUUGAUUGCAAUGACAUCAGAUGGUUCGCUUCGGGAUGCAGAGAUCAUGCUUGAACAGUCGACUUUGCGAGGACAAAGGAUAACUGUAUCUCUAGUAAACGACCUUGAUGGUGUUAUUCCAGAUGAGAAGUUGCUGGAUCUUCUUGAUCUAGCUUUAUCAUCUGACAAUGCGGAAACUGUAAAAAGAGCAAGGGAGCUGAUAGACUCUGGUGCUGAUCCAGUGGAAUUAAUGUCCCAGUUAGCCACUUUGAUUAUGGAUAUUCUUGCAGGCAGCGGAUCUUUGACUGAAGCAGAGCUAGAGAAACUGAGGCAAGCACUGAACAUUCUCUCUGAAGCUGAGAAGCAGUUAAAGGCAUCGACUGACCAGUGCACAUGGUUCACUGCCGCCCUAUUACAGAUUGGUUCCAACCAUUGCCCAACACCCAUGACUCAACCGGGUAUCAGUCCCGAUAAUUCAAAAAAUUUAGACCAAAGUGUUGUAAUUCAGAGCUUCUCAGAUGGUAAAGUUCCCAGUGACCUAAGUAAGUCAGGCUCUUUAAAUGGGCAGGCCAAGUUAAAGCCAAAAGUUAGGGAUGAAAUUGUGGUAAGUAACUCACAUGGAGAGCAUGCGUCUUGCCAUUCUGAGGUUGUGAAUUAUGGUUCUGAAACUUCACUAAGUGGGAUUAGAUGCACAAAUCCAAGCCAGCUAGAUGAGGUCUGGGGACUAAGUGUUCAGGGGUGUUAUCCCAUCACACUGAGGCACAUGCUCCAUGCCCAUGGAAAGUUGGUGCUGAUUUCUGAAGAGGAUGGUAAAAUUAUUGCCCAGAUAGAAUUCUCACACCUUGAUCAUAAAGCCAUAGCAGAGAGAUUCUUGAGCUCUAUCGCUGGCUCUAUCGAAAUGGUCUUGAAGUGUAAUGUAGAGGUCAGAAUGCAUCAUCUCUCUGCAAAUGGGGGAUCAAAAAACUCAGGACCAGAAGAGUCGAGUGUUUCAGGAGGAAAGCAAAUGAGAAUACAUGGAGAAGAAUCGAAAGUACUUGGAGAUGUAUUGAUUGGUUCUAAUUCCUCUUCUGUAACGGAUGAGGAAUUGAGGUUGGAAAGCGCUUGGCUACAAGCGACUGAGAAGUGUAUGCCAAGGGUGGUGGAUAGCUUAGAGAGAGAAGCUGAUUUUGUCAGGGAGAGUGAAGCCUUUGUUGACAACCCAAUGGUGCCUGAGCAGGCUGGAGUUUCAGCGGAUGAUGACACCUCAGCAUUGCAGCCCCAUGAAAGGGGGAGCUAUCAGAGGGACCGGAGCAAGAGUAGUGAUUGUAACGGCCCGUCCCUGAGCUUAUUGAGUAAAGGCAAUAUCGAAGCUGGUUUAGAAAAUGAAAGAGGAUAUGAAUCUGGACCUAAUUCAAGUGGCAUUUGUUGUUGGAAAGUUUCGAAACCGACUCAAGAGAAGGCAAAACAAAACUCAGGAGAUCGUCAGAGAAGUGGCUUAAAUCGAAACUCUGGUGAUUGUCAGAAAAGUGGGCACUCUUUAUGGGUCAUACCCUGCGUUAAAUCCAAAAAAUAAUUUAUGUUUGUGUAUCAUGUUACUGGUGAGAGUUUAUAAAGCAAGUGUUCCUGCCUGGCCGAAUUUUACUUUUCAAAGAGGCAUUUCUUUUUGCUCAUUUUUGGAGUCACAAACAUUGUUUCUAGUUUGGUUUUUUUCUGUAUCAUGUACAUUAUGCUGAGCAAUUUGUCCAAACCCGUAUGUACUCCCUCCACUUGCUAAUGGAAUUUGAACUCGAGGGAUGAGGUCCAUGCUGCAGGGUUACAUUAACGGCUCUCAAAACCUUUUGAGAAGCAAGAAACCUGAGAGAGAUUGUAAAGUGGUUGAAGAUACACAGGUAUUUUUUAACAGGGAUUUAUCUAUGUGCCUUCAAUUGAUGGAGAAGGCGAAGGGGUGGCACAUACUUCUCACCUUAGCAUGGCUGGAGCAUGGCUCAAGCUGCGCAAAAAUGUGUUUGUGGUAUCAAUGGUAUCUGGUAUGUGUUAGUGUCUUACCAAAAAAAGUAAAUCGAGAGGGCGUCAUAUGCUGCACCUCUGUUGAGUGGGUGACUGACGUUGCACCUCCAGGCUAAACGGACGAUCGAGAUCCAAGUUUUUAUGUGGGAAAGGUCCUUGAUUCAGCAAUAAAUGGAUGUGAUCAUUCGUUGAGUGGAAAUAAAGGGCUUGGAUCUUUUUCGCGCGUC